UCACUCCAAUCCUCUGUUCUACUGUAAAUCCUGUUCUUCAUCAAUGGCGGAUUCUGGUUUCGAAGGCUUCGAAAAGCGCCUUGAGCUUCAUUUCACCGGCGAUGAACCCAUUAUCCACAUGGGUCUCCGCCAAAUCGACUCGAAUUCCCUCGAACAAAUCCUCCGAACCGUCCACUGCUCCAUCGUCUCCUCCGUCGGAAACCACUUCUUCGACGCCUACGUUCUGUCGGAAUCAAGCCUCUUUAUCUAUCCGACAAAAAUCAUCAUCAAAACCUGCGGCACCACUCAGCUCCUCAAAUCCAUUUUCCCUUUCCUUAAUCAAGCUCGCAAUCUUGGUCUCAAACUCUGUUCUUGUCGUUACACCAGAGGCAAUUUCAUUUUCCCCAAAUCUCAACCCUUUCCCCAUUCGAGCUUCAAAGAAGAACUCCGUUACUUAGAAGAAUCACUCCCCAAAAACCUCCGUUACCGGAAAGCCUCGGUUAUCCCUUCAAAUCUCCCGUCGCAUUCCUGGCACGUGUUCUCCGCCGCCGAUGAUGCCGUUUUCCUCCACCCAAACCUGGAGUUUCUCUACACCGUUGAAAUUUGUAUGACGGAGCUCGACCGGAUUCUUGCCCGGAAAUUCUACUGCCGGCCCGGCGAGGGAAAAACAGGGAAUUCGGCCGGAAAGGAGAUGACCCAUUUGACUGGAAUUGGAGACAUUAAUCCAAGCGGUUUGAUUUGUGAAUUUUCGUUUUUUCCUUGUGGGUAUUCGAUGAACGGGAUCGACGGGGACCGGUAUUCGACGAUUCAUGUGACGCCGGAGGAUGGGUUUAGUUACGCGAGUUUUGAGUGUGUCGGGUCGGUUUACGAUGACCCGGAUGAUUUAGUUCGUACGUUGAAGAAGGUCGUGCAGAUUUUCCGGCCCGCGUCGAUGUCCGUGGCUACCACCGGCGCCGGCCAUGAGAUCUGGACACGCGUCGCCGGCGCUCUCGAUCCGCUUGGAUUUAAGUGCCGGAGUUGUGCCGUCGACGAUUUUCCGGCUGCCGGAAGUGUAGUGUUUCAAACCUUCACGGCUCGCAGGAAAUAGUCCACUGACGUGGCGGUGACAGGGAAGGUGGUGAUUGGAUAAAGUGAACAUCUGGGUUUUACUUACGUGGAAAUAUGAUGACGUGGUAGUACGCUGGCGGAAUCUAAUACGCUGAUCAUCAUCGUGAUGAACGGCUGGAUGACGCCUAAAAUUUUCCAGCUGGGAGAGAGAGGGUCGUCCAUACUUAGCCUACGUGGAAUUUUCCUCAUUCUUUUUGUUAUUUUUUUCACCUCGCUAUUUGUCGAUUAAUAU
Molecule: messenger RNA, 1318 nt
Organism: Cucurbita pepo subsp. pepo (vegetable marrow)
Lineage: Eukaryota; Viridiplantae; Streptophyta; Magnoliopsida; Cucurbitales; Cucurbitaceae
Product: S-adenosylmethionine decarboxylase proenzyme 4
Biological process (GO): spermine biosynthetic process; spermidine biosynthetic process
Cellular component (GO): cytosol
Molecular function (GO): adenosylmethionine decarboxylase activity
Source: RefSeq, a predicted model, not a curated record